Molecule: messenger RNA, 3267 nt
Organism: Schizophyllum commune H4-8
Lineage: Eukaryota; Fungi; Basidiomycota; Agaricomycetes; Agaricales; Schizophyllaceae
Exons: 9
Coding region: 1-3267 (1088 amino acids)
Biological process (GO): SCF-dependent proteasomal ubiquitin-dependent protein catabolic process
Cellular component (GO): SCF ubiquitin ligase complex
Source: RefSeq, a predicted model, not a curated record
AUGCCACAUAUUCUGGAUCUGGACCUCGCAGUACUUGCCUUGAUCCAAAGCUGGUUGAGCCGACGAGACCUGGUAAUAUUAUCAUCCACAUGCCGGGCGCUCAGAGCCCUCCUGCGCAUCACCAUCUUUGCCUCCUGCCGCUGGAUAGAUGAUAGGGAACCUCCAAAAAGUAUAUGGCCGCUCAUAAGGGAGUUGCGUGUCUGCAGCGAAGCUAUCAAUGGCGUCCACUACUCGGCGUUCUUCCGGGAUCUGAGCAACAUCACUUCCGUCUGCGUUUGUGGCGAAACAAUCACAGACGAGAUAGCUUUCAUCCUCGCUUCUACACCUCAGCUUGUGUGUCUUGAUCUCUCUUCUCUCGGCAGGCGCAGCGGAGACGCCGCACUUGCUUGGGAGACGCUGCCAGAAUUUCCUAUGCUAUGCUGCCAACCCCGCGUCAUCAAGUUCUGUUCCUCUCAUGGGCCUUCUUACCUCAAGUUCAGCCAUCAGUCAAUCUGCGAGAAGAAGUCGUACGCGACUCGCUGGGCAUUCAUGACUUUGCUACAUGAGGCAGACAUCUCCUACGUCGAGGAGCUCGAGGUCGGCACAGAGGCCCUGAGUAUUCCAUGCGUCGCAACGUAUACAUGGAACUCACUGCAAAGGCUCACCGUGACUGGCUUCUGGCUACGCCCAUCAGACACCUUAACAAACCUUGCGGACCUCCACGUACAUCUAGGGACGCUAUUGAUAUCUGCGCCUCAUCUACGUGUCCUACGCAUCCUCUGCCGUUUUGCGGACUGGCUUGCACAUCCACACUGCGUUGCAUGGCCCGCGGAGGAGGCGCGGCCGCCGACCGGUAGCGCUGUACCCGCGCUCGAAGAACUCGAUUUGCGCAACCCCGCUCCUGAUGAAGGGUUGCUGAUCCAGUUGCCGCGGACGCUCCGAGCCCUGACGCUCAUGACAUACCCUCACCUCACCAAUAGCCUCAACCCCCCGCAAGACUGGGCGCUAGCAGAAACGGCUCCUCUCUGUGGGACCCGCACUCCGGAGGAAUGGAUUUCUUUCCUGGACGCAGUGGCACUGCCAGAGUUGAGGAUGCUACGACUAUCGUUUCGGAUGCUCAGGGAUAUGGCACUCUUCCAAUGCAUCGCGACGCGCUGUCCGAAGCUUGAGCUACUGGAAGUGCAUGGGGAAAUUGGGCCAGGCUGUCUUUGGACGGCGGAGCAGCUGUAUCAAUUUGCUGAAGCGCUCAUUCCGCUCACCAAUCUGCGAUGUCUGCACGUCAAUACGUUCAACGACGUGUUUGCCGAAGAACUCCCGCCGCCGCUGCCAUCCUGGUUAUCCUACGCCGACUUACAGAGUCUCUCGAUGCCUUAUAGCGGAAACAUCAGCGAGAAAGACGUCGUUCGCGCCUUCGCCCAGUUGACAUCGGUCUCCGAACUUUGGUUGCCGAAAAGCAUCCCUCUCGUCAGGAGACGCGCCCGAACGCAGCGCUACAGACGUGUCUGGCAGGCAUAUCGCCUUCUCAGGGACGACGGUAUGGUGCAGAUUCGUGCCGAGCCAGGUAUAAUCGAGUGCCCAAGGGAGCGUAAUCUGGAACUUCACUGGGCCGCCAACGGCGAAAUGACCGGAGGAAGUUUCCGCGGAGAGCCUGAAAUGUUUGGGGUCACGAUGGACGACGAUGUCUACGUCCUGGCCCUGGGUCACACGUCGAGCAAGUACUUGAGUUCAACGCACAGCAGGCAGCUCACACAUCGUCCCCACCUUUUCCAAAUCGAACCCAGGGAAAGUGAGGUCGUCGCCGAGAGGCUGAGCGCGCGCGGGCCCGACGGUUGCGAACCGCCAGGUAAUGCGCUUGAGCUCGGGAAAGCCCUCCCGUUCUGCGAGAUCGAUACAGACCAUACAUACCUGCAUUCUGAAUUCUUCCACGAUCUCCGCCAGCUGCAGUCCCUCGCCAUACACGCGCAGGGGGUAUCGGCGAAUAUGCUCAAUCUCCUUGAUGCAGCGUCACGAAUUGACGUGCUCGACCUGUCCUACAUGUGCUACCGUCCCAGAAACUGCGGCUAUGCUUUGCACUACGAGGAAUUUCCGGGCUUCUGCUCGCUGAAAUGCCAUCCACGUGUGCUGAAGUUCUGUUCGCGAUUGGGACAGCAGUACCUCAACAACGCCGAUGACAUCCGAAUGUACGAGAGCCGGAUACGCGCUCUACGUUAUCCACUUGCUACUCUUCUGCACGAAAUCGGCGUUGAGCAAAUUGAGGUACUGGAAACCAGCGCCGAAGCGCUUUGUCUACCUCUGGCCACUUCAUAUAUAUGGUCCUCCCUUCGACGCCUCGUUAUCACUGGAUUUUGGCCGGAUCCACUGGAGCGCCUUGAAGUACUCGAUGACCCGAAUACGGAGACUCCGGCAUGGAUAUAUAAGUACGUCCACCUCGGCACACUUCUGGUUGCGGCCCCCAAUAUCCGGGUCCUCAUCAUACGCUGCCAAUAUGCAGAUUGGCUACGGUACCCACAGUGCGUAGUCUGGCCGCACGGUGAUCCUGCGUAUGGUUCAUGCGUACCUUUGCUCGAGGAGUUUGAACUCUACAAUCCAGCCGCUCGAGAUGGGAUCUUCUCCCAGCUCCCGCCUUCCCUGCGUCAACUUUCGCUGCUUCUCCUACCGCAUCUCAUCAAGAAUACGAGCAUAGACAUGGAGGCGGCGCUCAGCGUCACCGAUGCGUCUGUAGCUCAUAACGCUCUCCUUCCUUCCGCUCUGAUAAAUGUCCUGUCGUCCGCGCCGUUGCCAGAUCUACGGCAGCUACGCUUCUCCUUUCGCGGACCUACGGACAUGCGACUCUUCGAAACGAUCGCGACGCUCUUCCCGCGACUCGAAUUGUUGGAGUUCCACGCAGAGAUAGGACCGGGCUGUCUAUGGUCGGCGCGAGACCUGUCCCAGUGCGCACGCGCACUGUCCCCGCUAGCUCAUCUUCGUGAGCUGCACAUGGAUACGUUUGCCGGAAUCGUAGACGACGUGGGUAGAUGGCCAAAACGACUCCGAGGAAUGGUCGGGAGGGCCCCAGCCUGCGAAGGCAUACCCCGUCAGGACGUCGUCAAGGCACUGUUCGGGCCGUUGAAGACAGUGGAGAUGCUGUGGCUUCCGGAUAUGCGCGUCACAAUGACAAACCGCGGUCGUACCCGCGAAUACUACAGCAGGGAAUGGCGCGUCUUCAGCGUGAAUCGAGGCAGAGGGAAACGUCCGCGCUUGACUGAACUGGAUCUGAUAGCUAAAAUGCAUACUCAUGAUACAGAUUGA